Anoplopoma fimbria (sablefish) is the source of this 1567-nucleotide messenger RNA. RefSeq names its product tyrosine hydroxylase 2 (gene th2). The record is from RefSeq and is a predicted model, not a curated record. The coding region runs from base 1 to 1419 and encodes 472 amino acids. Gene Ontology annotation, cellular component: axon; cytoplasm; perikaryon. Gene Ontology annotation, molecular function: tyrosine 3-monooxygenase activity; iron ion binding. NCBI's taxonomy places the organism in Eukaryota, Metazoa, Chordata, Actinopteri, Perciformes, Anoplopomatidae. The transcript has 12 exons. Gene Ontology annotation, biological process: dopamine biosynthetic process from tyrosine.
AUGAAGACGGACAGCGGGGCGCAGACGGCUCCGUUCGGCGGGAGGAGGCAGAGUCUGAUCGAGGACGCACGCCGGGAGCGCGGCAGCGGCUCCGCGGGCUCCCCGGGGCCCUCACGGCACGGAGACGGGUUCGUGUUCGAGGAGAAGGCCGGCAGGGUCACGGUGAACGUCCUCUUCAGCCUCAGCACCGAGAAGAACGCAGGCUUCUUCAAAACGGGGAGAAUAUUCGAGACGUUCGAGGCUAAACUUCUCCACAUCGAAAGCCGACCGGGGAGGAAGUCAAAGAACAGCACGACUGACCUGGAGUUCUUCAUGAAGUGUGAAGUCCACAGCUCCGACCUGGACGUUUUCAUCAACUCACUGAAGAGAGUGGUCGACGACGUGCGCUCCAUUCCUGAGGAAAAAGUUCCCUGGUUUCCCCGACAGAUAAAAGACCUCGACAGGUGCAACAGUCUAAUAACCAAAUUUGAUCCGGACAUGGAUCAUGAUCAUCCAGGAUACAGUGAUCCAGAAUACAGAAAAAGACGGGCUUUCAUCUCAGAGCUCGCCUUCAGAUACAAGCAGGGCGACCCACUGCCCACUGUGGAGUACACAGCAGAAGAGGUGUCCACAUGGAGGGAGGUGUACCGGCAGCUGAGGAGCAUUUAUCCCAGUCUGGCCUGCAGACAGUUUCUGGACGGACUGCAGCAGCUGGAGAAGGAGUGCGGCUACGGAGAGGACCGCAUCCCUCAGCUACCAGAGGUUUCUGCCUUCCUGAAAGAGAGAACUGGUUUCCAGUUGCGUCCAGUAGCCGGCCUGCUGUCAGCCAGAGACUUCCUCAACAGUCUGGCCUUCAGGGUGUUCCAGUGCACCCAGUACAUCCGUCACUCCUCUGCCCCCAUGCACUCCCCUGAGCCGGACUGCUGCCACGAACUACUCGGACAUAUUCCCAUGCUGGCAGACAAAGAAUUCGCACAGUUUUCACAGGAGAUUGGAUUUGCCUCGCUUGGAGCUUCAGAUGAAGACAUUGAGAAACUGUCAACGUUAUAUUGGUUCACUGUGGAGUUCGGCCUCUGCAAACAGAACGGGACAGUCAAAGCUUACGGCGCCGGACUCCUGUCGUCUUACGGAGAGCUUGUUUACGCUCUGUCUAACGAGCCGGAGUACAAGCCGUUUAACCCCGAGGAGACGGCGGUGCAGCCGUACCAGGACCAAAACUACCAGCCCGUUUACUUUGUGUCUGACAGCUUCGAGGACGCAAAGACCAAGAUGAGGAGAUACUCUGCAACCAUCAAGCGUCCCUUUGCGGUUCGCUACGACCCCUUUACCUGCAGCGUGGAGGUUCUGGAUCAGCCCGGCAAGAUCCAAAACAGUCUGAGUCAGAUGAGAGAAGACCUGAAGACCCUUCACAAUGCUUUGGAGAAGUUCAGCUCAUCUUAAGACCCGGGGACAGGCUUUCUGUAAGGAAAGAAGAAAGUUGUGCAGAAGAAGAAAAGGAUGUACAUUUGGCAUUUGUAAAUAUUGUAUAUGAGAUCUACUAUUAUGAACAACACAUAAAGAAAAUCAUGAUGUAGUCAGGUUUGUGUGG